Molecule: messenger RNA, 492 nt
Organism: Striga hermonthica
Lineage: Eukaryota; Viridiplantae; Streptophyta; Magnoliopsida; Lamiales; Orobanchaceae
Source: the annotation of a GenBank genome assembly
AUGCUUGUCAUGACAUUGGGUUCCACCGUUGCCAAAACUCCUUCCUUGGCCCUUACUGAAGAAAAUCUUCUUUUCUUGGAGGCAUGGAGGACACUUGACCGUGCAUAUGUUGAUAAAACAUUCAAUGGGCAGAGUUGGUUUAGGUAUAGAGAAAAUGCACUACGCAAUGAGCCUAUGAAGACAAGAGAAGAGACCUAUGCGGCUAUUAGAAAGAUGGUUGCUACACUUGAUGACCCUUUCACUCGGUUUUUGGAGCCUAAAAAAUUUAAGAGUCUGCGGUCAGGAACACGAAAUACUCUCACUGGAGUAGGGAUUUCCAUUGGUUACCCUACCGGAAAAGAUAAAUUGACCUCUGGGCUGGUGGUUGUCUCUGCUGCCCCAGGAGGUCCGGCAAAUAGGGCUGGAGUUCAUUCUGGGGAUUUAAUUCUUGCAAUUGAUGAUAUGAGUACUGAGAGCAUGGGAAUAUAUGAUGCUGCUGAACUCUUGCAGUAA